AUGAUAAACUUUGAUUGGUUAAAGAGGAGUAUCUNUGUUCUUAAUUAAGCUGUUAGUAAAACCCAAUAUUAUCUAAUCAGAGAUAUAUUAAAUGCUAAAGUCUAAAUUAAUAAGUAAGAUAAAAAAGGUAAUGGUCCAUUGCAUAAUUUGAUUCCAUCCUUUAAAAAAAAUCUACAAGAAGCCACAAGAAUUGGACAUUUAUUAAUAGAAAGAGGUGCUGAUCCUAAUUUAAGGAAUAUCAAUAAUAAUACACCUCUUCAUUUAGCUAUCAAGAAAUCAUCAUACUCUGCAUUGAGAUUUGCUAUGUCCAUAAAUGAAUAAUACUAACGUGAUGUAUUUUCUUUCAAAUUACUCGGUCACAAAGGCAAUUCGGGUAUCAAUUAUAAAUUAAUUAGUUAUGCAUUUUGCUGCCAAAAGUGAAAAUAUUAAAAUAAUUUUGUAACUUUAUGCUAUUAAUCCUUAUUUAUUAUUUACUUAUAAUGAGGAUCAAAAACGGCCUUUUGAUAUCAUACAAAAGAACUUCACUUUGAGUAAACUCAUUUCUGUUUUAGAACUUGUCUUCAUAAAAAACCAUAUUAUAAAAUAACAUUAAAAAACAAAUAGUUAAUCUACUGGAUAACUUAUUAAAGAGGAACAAACAACAUAAAUAAAAUAAAAAGAAUAAGAUAUUUAAUUUUCAAAGAAAAAUAGUUUUGAUUUAGUUGAAUCAGAUGAAGAAGGUACAAAUAGAAUUGGACUUAAUAAUUUUUAAAUAUUACCUAAUUUAAAAAGACAAUAAUCUUAACCACCUAGAAGACCAACAAUUAAGAAAGAGAAUAAGGUGUCUUGUGAAAAUGUUGGACAAAUAUUAAUACAUAAAUCUAUUUAAUAGGAUAGAAAUGAUAUUAAAUAAAUAGAAUUGUAAAAUUAAUAAAAUAACAGCAAAUUUAAUAAAAAUAAAUUUAUUAAUAAAUGGAUUCAUAAAUUAUUAAAAGAUAUAGAAAAUAUUUAAAUUUUAAUGUAGACAUAAAAAGAUUAUUACUCUUAAAUUGCUUUAGAGAAUUUAUUAAAUGCUUUAAUUUAAUAAUUAAAUUAUUACAAAAAUGAUCCACUUACAAAUUUAAUGAUUAAAAAUGCUACUUAAUUAUAGAAAAUAGAAUUUGAAUGUAGACAAACAACAAACCUUUCUUAUGAUACUUCUCCGUUAUUCUUAGAAUAUGAAUAAUUUAUGAAGCUAUGA
Molecule: messenger RNA, 1219 nt
Organism: Paramecium primaurelia
Lineage: Eukaryota; Ciliophora; Oligohymenophorea; Peniculida; Parameciidae
Source: the annotation of a GenBank genome assembly